This is a messenger RNA of Dujonia railenensis, 1476 nucleotides long. Lineage: Eukaryota; Fungi; Ascomycota; Pichiomycetes; Serinales; Debaryomycetaceae. The record is from the annotation of a GenBank genome assembly.
AUGUCUACUGAUACUACAUUCUCCGACGAAAAGCCUGCUUACAGCAAGGACCGCCCGCAAAAGCGUUUCAUCAAAGGUCCUGACGAUAAAGUCCACAAGGCCAAGAUCGCUGCCCUUCACGAUGAAAUCAAAAAGUUGAACUUGACCAACGAUGAACUCAACGCUCAGAUUGAAAAGGUUGUUUCGGACCCUAAGGUGAUCGCCAAGAGAACUGAAUUGCAAAAGGAAUUGAAAGAAUUGAUCACCAAGCAAGGUAGUAUCAAGGUUGAAAGAACCACCAUCAUGGAUCAAAUCAAACUUGUUGACCAACAGUUGAAGAGAAAGAUCAACGAGAUCCAGGCCCAGACUUCCAAGAGUAACUUCAAGUCCGUUGCCGAAAUUGACUCCAGAAUUAACCACUUGGACCUGAUCAUUGACGAAGGGUCUCUCAAAUUGGCUGACGAAAGAAGAUACGUCAAGGAAAUGUCCCAAUUGAGAAAGUUGAAGAAGGACUUUGGUUCCAUUGACAAGAUCCAAGAACUCAUUGAAGCUGAUAAGGAAAAGAUUGCUGACUUGAAGAAGAAAUUGAACGCCAUUGGCAACAAGGAAAUCCAAGCCAGAUUUGAAGCCAUUCAAAAGGAAUUGGACCAAUUGAACGCUGACAACAAGUCCAUCUCUGAAAAGAGACAGUCGCUCUUUGACCAAAGAAACAAGUUAAGAAAGACCAAGGACGAAAAGUACUCUGAAAUCAAGAAGUUGAGAUCGGACUUGGACGCAGAGUUCACCAAGUUCAAGGCCGCCAUGGCUUCUGAAAAGAAGAAGAGAGACGAGGAAUACAAGGCCAGACAAUUGGAAGAAAAGACUGCCAAGAGAAAGGAAGUUGCCGAAAAGGAAUUAUCCGCAGCCUCCAUCCCUGCAUUCUCUAGAGAAAUCGAUUCCUUACAGGUGUUACUUGCCUACUUUGAUCCUUCUUACGUCAAGCCACCAUCAAAGACGUUUGAAGCUAUCCAAAAGUCCACCUCAUCCACUGCCUUCCAGGCUGACUCUAAGCCAAGAGCUGCCGGUAGAGUCAUUGAAAUGCCAGACGACUUGGUUGUAUUGAAGAAAGAAGAAGAAAUCUUCCACACUGGAUCUAAGGGUAAGAAGGCUGCCAAGGCCAAGAAGGCUCAAAAGCCAAAGAACUUCACUGUUGAAUCCGACGUUAUUGUUGCUCUUGGUGAAUUAUCGAUCCCAUUACCAACCAAGCAAGAUGACGUCCCAUCCACCAUAGAGACCUUGAAGGAAACUUUAACUGCAUUGGAAGGUAAGCAAGAAGAGCAAACCAAGUUGAACAUUGAAAGAGCAAAGGCCAAGAUCGCCAAGCUUGAAGCUGAAGAAGACGCAGCCGACAAGGAAGCGGAAGAAGCAAAGGAAGAACCAGCUGAAGAAAAGGAAGAAGAAGCACCAGCAUCAGCACCAGCAGUAGAAGGUGAACAAAAGUCUGUUGACGAAGAGUAG